CGUCGACUCUGAGAAUUGUGAGAAUUUUGUCGUUGAAUCGCGACCAGAGCUCUUCCAGAAUAGUCCGAACGCAAUGGCGACGUUCUUUCAGAGCGUUCGUCAGGGUUUCACCAGAAGCAACACGAAGAGCAAUCAGAACCUUAAGGCGCAGUACAAUGGCUCUCAGUCACCAAGCCUUCAACAAGCACCUCCUAUGCCUCCUCUGACGAAUUCACCCUCAUUAUCCUCUACCUUCAGCCAAGAGAGUGCCUACCAAGAUCAAGAGCCGAAGAAGUUCAUGAACGAGAAACACGCAAAGUGUUCAGUGAAGGGCAACUUUCUCACUUUGGCUGCGCAGCCCAAGAAUGUCGAGCUGGGGGAAUGGCUUGCCCAUCAACUGGUGGAAAUGAACAGACUUCUCACUGCCAUGAUCCAAGUCAUUCAGGAGGCUGACACUAAUACUGGGGUGCCUCUGUGCAAUGAAGUCAGCUGUCCCACAAUGUCCGCUGGACGUCUCACAUACACCUGGCUUGAGAAUGGACGACCAGCCAAGAUCCCAGCGCCAUCGUACAUUGUGCGAGUCCAGAGAUGGAUCGUGGGCAAGAUCCAUGACGAAAAGACCUUCCCUACCACACCACCGCCCAACGUUGCCAAUACCGCAUACGCAUCCGGAGAUACAGACUCGACGCCCAAUUCGGCUCAGACUCCUAUUGCCGCUGGACCGACCAAUCUGAACCAGUCCCUGAACGCUCUGGCUGGAUUGCAAGAUGAAUGGGUUGGCAAGUCCUCAGGCUUCCCACAACACUACCACCAAGAUGUCAAGAGCAUUAUCAAGCAGAUGUUCCGAUGCUAUGCUCACUUGUACCACAAUCACUGGGACAACCCAUUCUGGCACAUCAACCGACACUUGGAAUUGAACAGCUGCUUCGUCCACUUCAUCACGGUUGCCAUGUACUAUGACCUCUUGCCGAAGAAGGAUAUGGAGCCGCUCCAGGGACUCAUUGACAUCUUUAUCAGUCAAGGCGUCGUGCCCAAGGAAGCUGUUCAACAACAUGUCAGCUAGUUUGUCAGUGGAAUGUCAGAAGACUGUCAUGUCACUUGGCACAUUUCAGACCCGACUCUUGAUCGAGUGUGACUACGAUGUCUACGGCAAAGAUUAUGAAAGCAAGUGCAUGCAUUUAGCGAUGACUACGGCGUUUAGAGGAAACAGAACCCGAAAUGGCUGAUGGGAAUGGUAUUGAAGAUGGUGAAUAGCAUGGCACUGGUAUUUGCAGCAUGUUACUGAUGUUAGGCGAGCUUGGCUGAGCGGCUUAAAGUUACGAGCAUGCUUGGCCGGAGAUUCAUCGAGCUACAGAAUAUGUGCUUGGCACAUUACAUAUUUCGGGUUGAGGGCUGCAUAUCGAAAUGUCAGAGGAUGAGCUCGAGAUCAAAGUGUAAUAAUCGAGAUCAAAAAAAGAGCUCAAAUCGAUGACUUUCACUCGUACCGGUUCUGAGCUCGAUGCUAUGGAGGUCGUUCUUACAUUUGUCCCUUACGCUUCAUUCUUUCUUGCGAACUUAUCGAAGGCGCCAUAGCCUCACGCUCCUUUCACGAGAGAGAUGGGGAUGCCUUCGUCUCUUUCCAGUACCCUCGCAGCAGGAAGAUGAUGCUGACGACCAAACCUAGACCUGCAAGGCCGGUGCCCAGAUACCAUGCGCCACGAUACCCAUGCAG
Molecule: messenger RNA, 1690 nt
Organism: Exophiala xenobiotica
Lineage: Eukaryota; Fungi; Ascomycota; Eurotiomycetes; Chaetothyriales; Herpotrichiellaceae
Exons: 4
Coding region: 74-1042 (322 amino acids)
Biological process (GO): positive regulation of protein phosphorylation; signal transduction; cell division
Cellular component (GO): nucleus; cytoplasm
Molecular function (GO): protein kinase activator activity
Source: RefSeq, a predicted model, not a curated record